CCCUGGGGCGCUCGCCGUGGCUCCCACCUGUCCGCCAGGUCAUUGUGACGCAAAUGCUAUGGACACGUGGAACACCUGCGGGAGGGCAGGGGCGGGGUCACUCCGGCGGCAGAUGCGAGCGGGGGAUACCUCAGGAGAUGGGGAUCGUGGAAAGACCCCAGGGAGUAGAGAGAGAGAGAGACUCACUCCCCCCAUCCCCGACCCGCCCCAAACAAGGUUAUAAUAUAACUUAUCCUCUCAUGCUUUUUCCCUGCCCCUUCUCCCCAAACCAACAACAAUAGAAAAAGAAGAAGAAGAAAACAUGUCAGGACACAAGUGUUAUUCCUGGGACUUACAGGAUCGAUAUGCUCAAGAUAAGUCAGUUGUAAAUAAGAUGCAACAGAAGUAUUGGGAAACGAAGCAAGCCUUUAUUAAAGCCACAGGGAAGAAAGAAGAUGAACAUGUUGUUGCCUCCGAUGCAGACCUGGACGCCAAGCUAGAGCUGUUUCACUCAAUUCAGAGAACUUGUUUGGACUUGUCUAAAGCAAUUGUACUUUAUCAAAAGAGGAUAUGUUUCUUGUCUCAAGAAGAAAAUGAACUGGGAAAAUUUCUCCGAUCCCAAGGCUUCCAAGACAAAACCAGAGCAGGGAAAAUGAUGCAAGCGACAGGAAAGGCCCUCUGCUUUUCUUCCCAGCAAAGGUUGGCCUUGAGAAAUCCUUUGUGUCGAUUUCACCAAGAAGUGGAGACUUUUCGGCAUCGGGCCAUUUCCGACACUUGGCUGACUGUGAACCGCAUGGAGCAGUGCCGGACAGAAUACAGAGGAGCGUUAUUAUGGAUGAAAGACGUGUCUCAGGAGCUUGAUCCAGACCUCUACAAGCAAAUGGAGAAGUUCAGGAAGGUACAAUCACAAGUACGCCUUGCAAAAAAAAACUUUGAUAAAUUGAAGAUGGACGUGUGUCAAAAAGUGGAUCUUCUUGGAGCCAGCAGAUGCAAUCUCUUAUCUCACAUGCUAGCAACAUACCAGACUACUCUGCUUCAUUUUUGGGAGAAAACUUCUCACACAAUGGCAGCCAUCCAUGAGAGCUUCAAAGGUUAUCAGCCUUAUGAAUUCACUACAUUAAAGAGCUUACAAGACCCUAUGAAAAAACUAGUUGAGAAAGAAGGAAAGAAGAAGACCGCCCCACAGGAAAGCACAGAUGCGGCAGCGCGGGAGCCGAGUCAAUUAAUUUCAUUAGAGGAUGAAAACCAGCACAAGGAAUCCUCUAGUUUUAAGACUGAAGAUGGGAAAAGUAUUUUAUCUGCCUUAGACAAAAGCUCUACACAUAGUGCAUGCUCAGGACCUAUAGAUGAACUGAUAGACGUGAAACCUGAGGAAGGUGCUUGCCUGGGCCCGGUGGCAGGGAGCCUGGAACCGGAAGGUGACAAAGAUGACCUGCUGCUGUUGAGCGAGAUCUUCAACGCGUCCUCACUGGAAGAGGGCGAGUUCAGCAAAGAGUGGGCCGCGGUGUUCGGAGACGGCCAGCCGACGGAGCCAGCGCCGGCGGUGGCCCUGGGAGAGCCGGAUCCCAAGCCCCAGGCGGGCUCAGGCUUCCUUCCUUCGCAGCUUUUAGACCAAAACAUGAAAGACCUACAGGCCUCGCUACAAGGCUGGUCAGAGAGCAAUGUCAGUCCUCCUUCUACUCCAUGGCCAGCACCAAAGACAAGCAGUCCCAAUGGCAACAGCCCUGCAGUGAAAGACCCUGCUAAGGCCACCUCGGACCUGACUGCCUGGUUCAGCCUCUUCGCUGACCUUGACCCAUUGUCGAACCCUGACGCUGUUGGGAAGACUGAUAAAGAACACGAGUUGCUCAAUGCAUGAGUCUGCAGCCUUUGGAGGGAGCCCGCUAGCCGCUCCCCAACAGCUCGCGUGGGGCCAGCAGAAGCAUAAAGUGAUCAGUAUGCUGUUUUAAUAUUUACGUGCCAUUUUAAUAAAAUGCAGGGGUCCAAGGCCCUGUUUAUAUUGGUAUAAUUCUUUACUCUUAUUUGGUAAAAAGGGUUUCAGCGUAUCUCUAUGUGGAUCUACACAACACAGGAGUGUCUAGAAGCCGUGUGUCUCCUGCCCACGUCCCAUCAUGGCUGCCGUGGUGCCCCUGGGCUACCGUGAGGUCCAAGUUCAAGUCAUGAACCCACUUUGUAUCGGGUUUAAAUGACACGUCCUGCAGCCUCAGAGGCAGUAGAAGGCUAGCGAAGCUGAAAUGCCUCCUGUUCCCCCGGCCUCUGUUUAGAGGGGGACUGCAGGAAGAGUCCCUUUUCCUGCCAGGCCACCUUCCAGCCAGCUCUGGACAAAGCUCCGGCCAACCAAAGACACCGUCCCCACAGCGCCUGCCUGGUGGGCCUCGUGUCCUCACACAGGCGAAGAGCUGGGCUUCUCUCUGCUGCACAGACCUCUCUAUGGAAAGCAGCCAUAACUUGCAGAUGCAGUGUCUCCUCUCGUCCUCUUCACGGCUGAAAUUCAAAAGCAUGUAUUUCUGGAGCCCCUUUGUGACAUGAAUUGUUUGGUUUGUUUUUUUGUUGUUUUUUUUAAUUAAAUGAAAAAGAUCUUUGACACA
This is a messenger RNA of Microcebus murinus (gray mouse lemur), 2567 nucleotides long. It is a transcript of the gene ICA1, whose product is annotated as islet cell autoantigen 1. NCBI's taxonomy places the organism in Eukaryota, Metazoa, Chordata, Mammalia, Primates, Cheirogaleidae. Gene Ontology annotation, biological process: regulation of transport. The record is from RefSeq and is a predicted model, not a curated record. Gene Ontology annotation, cellular component: Golgi apparatus. Gene Ontology annotation, molecular function: protein domain specific binding.